This is a messenger RNA of Cajanus cajan (pigeon pea), 2152 nucleotides long. RefSeq names its product Phototropic-responsive NPH3 family protein (gene RPT2). The record is from RefSeq and is a predicted model, not a curated record. Gene Ontology annotation, molecular function: protein binding. NCBI's taxonomy places the organism in Eukaryota, Viridiplantae, Streptophyta, Magnoliopsida, Fabales, Fabaceae.
UCCUUUAUAAUAGCCCCCACCAUGGAACCUAUUCUUUAUCCCAAUCUCAUCAGUUCCAUUCUCUUUGCCUAUAGUUCGCUAGUUUCUGUACGUCCCAUUCCCUAAACCAAACCACCCACAGGCAAUGGCCACUACUCCCAAUAAUAGACUCUCUCUUGCCAUGGAGAGAACUGGCCAAUGGGUUUUCUCUCAAGACAUACCAAGUGAUGUUAUAGUUGAAGUUGGAGAAGCCACUUUUUCCCUCCACAAGUUCAUGCUCGUGGCGAAGAGCAACUACAUAAGAAAACUGAUACUGGAAUCAGAAGAGAGCGAUCUCACCAGAAUCGACCUCUCCAACAUACCAGGAGGCCCCACAAUCUUCGAGAAAACCGCGAAAUUCUGUUAUGGCGUCAACUUCGAGAUAACGGUCCACAACGUCGCCGUUUUGCGUUGCGCCGCGGAGUUCCUCCAGAUGACCGACCAGUACUGCGAAAACAACCUCGCCGGCAGGACGGAGGAGUUUCUCACGCAGGUCGCGUUCUUCACGCUCACCGGCGCCGUCACCGUCCUCAAGUCGUGCCGCCACCACCUCCCCUACUCCGACGACAUCAACCUCUUGAAACGCUGCGUCGAGGCCGUCAGCGCCAAGGCCUGCAGCGAGGCGAAUUUCCCCAGCCGCUCGCCGCCGAACUGGUGGACGGAGGAGCUCGCCGUCCUCGACAUCGAUUUCUUUUCGAGAGUCAUCGCCGCCAUGAUGCAGCGCGGCGCGAAGGCUCUCACCGUCGCAGCCGCGCUCAUCGCCUACACGGAGCGAGCGCUCCGUGACCUAGUCCGCGACCACACCGGAAACGGAAUCCGGUCGUCAGAUCCCGGCGACUCCGAUUCCAGAUCCAAACAAAAAAAGCUUCUGGAGUCGAUCGUAGACCUCUUCCCGGCGGAGAAAGCCGCGUUCCCGAUCCACUUCCUCUGCUGCCUCCUCCGCUGCGCGAUCUACCUCCGCGCCUCCGCCGCCUGCAAGAGCGAACUCGAGAAGCGAAUCUCCGCCAUCCUCGAGCACGUGACCGUGGACAACCUCCUCGUGCUCUCGUUCACCUACGACGGCGAGAGACUCUUCGAUCUGGAAAGCGUCCGAAGAAUCAUCUCAGGAUUCGUGGAGAAAGAGAAAAGCAACGCGGUCUUCGUCCCCGGCGAAACCUCACCGAGCUCGACCGCGAUGCAGCGCGUGGCGAAAACCGUCGACGCUUACCUCGCCGAGAUCGCCGCGUACGGCGAUCUCGGCAUCUCGAAGUUCAACGGCAUCGCCAUCUUGAUUCCUAAAAACGCGCGUAAGGUCGACGACGAUAUAUAUCGUGCCGUGGAUAUCUAUCUGAAGGCGCAUCCGAAUCUUGACGAGAUAGAGAGAGAGAAGGUGUGCAGCGUGAUGGAGCCGUUGAAGCUGUCGUACGAGGCGCGUGUGCACGCGUCGCAGAACAAGCGAUUGCCGGUGCAGAUUGUGCUGCACGCGCUUUACUACGACCAGCUGCGGCUGAGGAGCGGGGCGGAGGAGCGUGAGGCGGCGCCGGAGAAGAAUGAGCUUCAGAUGGACGUGUCGUUGGUGAGGGAGAACGAGGAGCUGAGGACCGAGUUGAUGAAGAUGAAGUUGUUCAUUUCGGAUUUGCAGAAGAAUAACGGUACAAGUGCGAAUGCGAAUCCUCAGGGGAAUGGAACGACGUCGUCUGGUGCAGCCGCUAAGAAGACCACGUUCUUCUCUUCCGUGUCCAAGACGCUGGGGAAGUUGAACCCAUUUAGAAACGGCUCCAAGGAUACGACCCAUUUGGAAGAUGGGCACGUGGAUUUGACCAAGCCCAGAAGGAGAAGGUUCUCUGUGUCUUAGAUUUUACUCAAACUUGCUAUGCACUGUUCUUUGUGAUUUUUCUUUUCUUGUUCUUUUAGUGUUUGCGAUUUAUGUUUUCUACGAUUAGAAUUCAUAUGGUUUCCGAGGGUACGUUUCUUCAGGAAUCAUGCAUCAUGGUCCAUGGAUCAUGGAUCAUGGAUCAUGGAUCAUGGAUCAUGCCAAUAUUCAUGACAAGUCCUACCUUGUUUCUCUUCUCUAUUCUAAAUCUCGCCAACUUCUCAUCAUAUUGUCUUAAUUAAUUAAUUGUUUAAUAUACUAUGUAUAUAAUAUUAAGGAAAA